Fusarium verticillioides 7600 is the source of this 306-nucleotide messenger RNA. RefSeq lists its product as hypothetical. The transcript has a single exon. The record is from RefSeq and is a predicted model, not a curated record. NCBI's taxonomy places the organism in Eukaryota, Fungi, Ascomycota, Sordariomycetes, Hypocreales, Nectriaceae. Bases 1 to 306 code for a protein of 101 amino acids.
AUGGGCGAUUCUGAAGACACUAAGGUAGCUGUUCUAUCCGCUCUAGCCGACUUCUUCAACAUCUCGUCCCAAAACCUCCAAGAUGCCCGCAACCACCUUCUCGAGACCUCUUACGUCAUACAGUCCACCCCAGAUACUAUCGAGCAGACGACACUAGGAGAGCUAUUCCUCAGCGACACAAAGCAAAAGGGUCAUCUUGAAUGGGCCAUAAACAAACCCCAAGAAAUCUUCAUUCACGAGAAGCUCGCUGCAGUUUGGAGCGGGUGGUCUAUUCGUGCCGAUGACGGUACUAAAAUUAUGCUCUAA